AUGAAGCGUCGAUAUGAGGAGGAGACAUCAAAUGUCAAGAAUACUGGGCAAGGAACCCAGGAGACAGAAGGGAAUAUAAGAGAAGAAGAAUCUCCACCACAGCCUGGGCCCAGUGAUGCAAUCAAGGCAGAAGAUGAGCAAGAAAAUGAGAAUUCCUCUAUCUACUAUUCAUUUUCCUCUUCUUUCUAUUCUUCCUCCACACUAUCCAAAACCAAUGAAAAGGGGCGCAUCUAUUAUAUCCAAGUGAAAACUAUAAAAGGAGUGGCCAUUGCCUGGGAGACUGAGAAUGGAAUGGACCCAAUCCAGAAAGCACCUCGAAUUUAUGAAAUGAACCCAUAUGACCAGAGCAUGCUAGAGCCUCCAACCAGUGAAGUUCUUGCUGAUGUAGAGAAAGGUGUGGAUGAGCAGAAUGAGGAGGAUAAAGAGGAGGAAGCACCAGGACCUUCAAGACUUUUUGAUGAAAGGAGAAGGAGAAAGAUCCCUGAUUGGAUGAUUUCAACAGAUAAUGGCUACCGUUGUUUGGCCUGCUGCAGGGUAUUCAUCACCUUGGAGGACCUCAGGAAGCAUGCUAAACAUGGGCCCAAGGAAGGAUUUAGUUGCCACGUUUUUAACAAAAAAAUUCACGAAAGACUAAGAACCCAGAGAAAUUCAGUCCCAGGCAGAGAUGACCAUUUAACCCUAAGCUCUAAAGACCAAAGUAAGUCACGUGAAGAUCAGGGUAAAGGUCAGCAAGGAAAAGGUCACCGUGCACGCCGUGGUACUCAUAGCAUGGAAAUGCACCCUGACAAGGAUGUGGAAUGA
Gracilinanus agilis (Agile Gracile Mouse Opossum) is the source of this 801-nucleotide messenger RNA. Its product is annotated as protein FAM170A-like. Gene Ontology annotation, biological process: fertilization. NCBI's taxonomy places the organism in Eukaryota, Metazoa, Chordata, Mammalia, Didelphimorphia, Didelphidae. The transcript has 2 exons. Bases 1 to 801 code for a protein of 266 amino acids. The record is from RefSeq and is a predicted model, not a curated record.